GCGACGGCUGUAAAACGCUACUCGUCCUCUCUUUUUGUCACAUUCUUUGUUUUUGUUGGACUGUACAAGAAAAAAAGUGACACUCAUACAAAUAUUUUUGAAGCUUAACUAAACUUUAACCUCCUCCAUUUGAUAGCCAGUGGAAUACUAAAGUGCACAUUUCCACUCAAACUUUUCAUUGAACGAUGAGCGCGACUCAAGCCUCAACUUUCAGUCAAAAAUUACAUGGCCGAGGGGGACAAGGAUGAGUUCCGCACUGCACUUCAUAGGUUGUUUGCAAAAGAAAAAAAGGCAAACACAAGAGCAAGAAGGUACGUCAAGACUUCCUCGUAGUACUCCCGAAUGGAGAUCUGGAGGCGUGUUGAUUUUAGCACCCUCUGAUCAUGCUGGCUCUGAGCGUGGAGCAGGGCAAGCGAAGGGGUGCUAAAGUUGAUCAUUUGGACAAAGAGGCUGCUGUAGGAUGGCAGGGCCGGCAGUCUCCUGAGCAGAGGCGUAACAUCAAGGAGAGGAUCUCCCAGUGGGAGAGUCGCAGCAAGGAUGUUUUAAUACAGGCUACCCCACUGAAUGUCUCCCAAUUUCAGUCUGAGGAUGUCCUUAGUAAUGGAUGUUUGAACAAGGGCUCAACUAGAGGUUUUCAUACUAAAGAUCUCACUAAAGCUCAGAGUUUGGCUUUAGAUUUUCGGGAAACCCAAACACACUCUAGAAACUGCAGGAUUGGUCCAAGAAACAAGCUGACGCAAAAACCGGUGUUGCCUUUCUCAGAUCCCAACACCAAUAAAAUGAGAGUCCAAGAUGAGCUAAAAUCAGACUGUAUCUUAGAUGUUGAUUCGGUGUCAAAAAAACUACCGCUGCUAGCAGAUGACAACGAAGACAAUAUGCCCGCUGGGAACUUUUAUACUUCUCGGGGUUUCUGGCGGCGUCUCGAAGGGGACCGAUUUCUUUGGGAAAAAGGCAGAACAUCCAUAGGGGAAGCUCCUCCUAAACCACAGCGCACGUUCAAAUAUCAAGGCGCUAAAAAGGAUGCAACGCCAUUGAGCAGCAGAUCACCACACAACAUGCAGCCUAGUGGGAGAAGUCGCAGAGUCGCCCAACCGCCAAGCUUCCCACCACCUCCAUGUCCUGUUGCCAGGAUCAAUGGACUUUCAAGGCAUAAAAGUAACAGGAGGUCCUUUGAGUAUGAAGAUGCAAUUCGUCCCGCUGCGAAGCAAGGCAUCGUUGAAAUCAAGGCCAGACACUCAGGCCUUCACCAUGCGUAUUCUGAUGAUAAUAUUUAUGAAGACAUCAUCUGUGAAGUGGCCAGAGAUAACCCUUAUGAGGAUGUCAAGUUAUCCCCUAUGUGUCUUCCUAUCACCAGACCUCACAGCUCAAAGUUCAACAAAAAACCCCAAAUCAUACAAGGGGGAUCUGGCAACAUAGCAAGGAGGACAAUGCCACCACUGAGGUCAACAGUCGUAGAUAAUCCCAAGCCUGCUCUGCCCCAGCGCAUAAACGCUUAUAAAAUUCAGAAGACACCUCAGUACAUUAAUAAGAUCGAGACAAUAUUUGAUGAUAAACGAGGGCGGAAGCGAGUGAAGAACCAAGGAGUUUCAGUGCGAGGGGAGACUAGUGGGACUGAGAGUGACCCCGAAGACAGCAGCAAAGGUUUAAAGAGAUCCGUUCACAAACCGUUACUUCUGAAGCGCAAGGCAGGCUACCGCACUCUGGAGAAAGACCUGAUCCAGGCACAGCAGCAGCAGCAGCUUUUCCAAAUGUUUGUGGUAGUGUCUUUGAGGAAAGGCUCCCCAGCAAACACCUACUCCCCUGAAAUAACGCAGCAGUUCCCCAAAAUGUUUGAAAAGUCAUCCAGACUCUCUAAGGAAGCUGAAGAUCAACUGAGAGUCAUCCCCAAAUUUUGUUUCCCCGACAUACGCGACUGGAAGCCUUCUGGACACACGCCAAGUGAGACCUUCUCCUUUGUCCUGACCGGGGAAGAUGGGAGCCGCUGGUUCUGUUACUGCCGUAAGAUCCUGCCCAGCGGAAAGGGCAAAAGGCUCCCUGAGGUUCAUUGUGUUGUCAGCAAGCUGGGCUGUUUCAACCUGUUUGCCAAGAUUUUGGAGGAGGUGGAGCGGCGCCGAGAGAUUGCCCCAGCAUUGGUUUACCCUUUUAUGCGUAGUGUGAUGGAAGCGCCUUUCCCGGCUCCAGGUCGCACAGUCACGGUCAAGAGUUUCCUGCCUGGUGCUGGGAAUGAGGUUCUGACUUUGUGCCGUCCUGUCGACUCCAGAUUAGAACACGUGGAUUUUGACACGCUUCUCCAAUGUCUCAGUGUGGGGAAUCUCCUGCAGGUGUUUGCUUCCCUACUUCUUGAGAGGAGGGUAAUCUUUGUGGCUGAAAAACUCAGUAUGCUGUCCCGUUGCGGUCACGCAGUGCUGGCGCUGUUGUACCCUUUCACAUGGCAGCACACCUUUGUGCCCGUAUUGCCUACCAGCAUGUUGGACAUCAGCUGCUCCCCCACGCCGUUCCUGAUCGGGGUGCUUGCUCCUUCUUUGCCCCAAGUGCUUGAACUACCUAUAGAGGAGGUACUUAUCGUGGAUUUGUGUGCAGAUGAGUUUGUCACUCAGCUCGGAGAUGAGGACUGCAUCCUGCCUAGUAAGCUGCAAGCAGCAUUACAACAGAUUCUGGAUGAGCGGGAAGAUAUUCUCAAGCAGGAUGGGGACACGACUGAAGACCAGACGGUAGACCUCUGCUCCCUGGUGUCGGAGGCCUUUGUGCACUUCUUCGUGGAGCUGGUGGGCCACUACCCUCUCCACAUGGAGUCAUCCAAUGGGAGCAGGGAGCUUCAGCGCGAUAAUUUCCGCAAGUCUCACCCGUCGCGCGGUGUCCGGCAGUUCCUGCAGCUGUUCAUGGAAUCGCAGAUGUUUGCCGGUUUCAUUCAGGACAAAGAGCUGCGCAAGGGGGGAGGAAGAGGGUUGUUUGAAAUUAGAGUGGCUGAAUAUUUGGACUGUACUCCUGACCCAGAACCAAGUGGAGUGAACAAGUUUCUUAAAGGACUGGGAAACAAGAUGAAGCUACUACAAAUGAAAUAAAUUUUAAAAAGCUAUAUUUUCCAUCAUCAUUUUCUAGUUAAAACUGUAAUUUCAGGAGAAACCUUUGUAGGAAUUCAUUCAAAUGGAAACGUCUUUCCAGCUUGUACUGUUUGUUUGAGUGACACAAAUACUGUUUGAGUAUGUGGAACGGCAACAAACAUUCCCUCUGCUUGACCUCUCUUGUCCUCAUGUGAUUGCAACAAUUUUCUUUGUUUGUUUAAAUAUUGCUAAUUUACGAUGAAUGCAACAGGAGUGUUCUAUUUCAGUCUUAAUCUGCAUGCAAAGUGUAAGAUGAUAUGUUUAGGACCAAACUAAUGAGUACUUUUGUAAAUAGUCACGUAACGCACAAUGUGUAGGAAAAAACGUGUGUUUGUUUGUAUUGGAUCUUAAUAUUGAGAUUUAUUGUCUGAUUAGUGUCAAACCUGCAGCUGUGUAAACUGGAUUUGUACAUAUUUGUUUUAAUACAUUUUGCACAUUAAGAAUCUGUGAACACAUAUUUUGAGCUUGAUAUGUUUUUUUAUUAUUAAAUUGUCGAAAGUCCCACAUUAGUGGGCUACAAGAACAGUAUUUACUGUUGUCUUUUUUAGCAUUAGCCAUGAGCAUAACAUUUUUUAGCCUGUCCUGCUGUCCUGUUCAGCUGCUUGACACAGAGAAUGGGAAUCUGAGUGUCCUAUUAAUUGGUCUGAACAGUUUGAAUGUAUCACAUUGGAGUAUGAUAUACUCCCAUUGUGAUUAUUCAUUGUGUUUCGUUUAUUAGGGCACAGCAGUGAGAGGAAGGGGAUAAGGCGGGACAGAGAGGAAAAUGGAUAGGAGAGAGAGACAAGAGAAGAACAAAUAACAAGAAAUACGUUAAAUGGCGACACUAACCAUGAAUAGAGUGGUGCUGUCCUUAGCUAAUUGUAUUUCCGGUGGACAUCAUGUGGGCGGCCCGAUGACAGCAUAGAAUUCAUAAUGAUACUGACGGGUCAGAUUCCAGCUUGACUAAGCCACGCCUUCAAGUAGGGGGCCAUCCCACAAUCCGCUUCAGUUAUUUGCAGUCAGUCGCAGUGACACAUGCAGCGAUCCAACGCCGGAUUUAGGUUGAAAAUGUACAAAAGCUGUACCGGAAGGAUUGUCUCAGGAGUGAUUUGUUUGAGGAUUCAAGGUAUAAUAUUUUUAGUUUUUUCACAAGAAAGUUUUUCACAAGAAUGUUCAAUGUAAAAAGCUCUUUUUUUGUAAGGCUGCCACCACAUUGUCUAACAUUCUAGCAUCAUUCUUCGACAUAUUUACGUAAAAUAAAUGCUAACUGCCUGUUUUUUUUUGCUCUUUUAACGAAGAAUCGAGACUGUUUUACGUUCAUAUCUAUGAGGAAUUCGGGGAUUUAAGCAUUUAUUCAUAUUAAUUUUCAACUUGAAAAGCUCUUUGUUGUAAGGCUGCCGCCACAUUGACGAACAGACUAGCAUCUUACUUUGAUAUUUACGUAAAAUAAAUGCUAACUGCACAUUUUUUUUUUUGCUUUCAACCAUAAAUCGAGACUGUUUUAAGUCCAUAUCUAUAAAGAAUUCAGGGAUUUAAGCAUUUAUUCACAAGAAUUGUCACCGGAGAAGCUCUGUUUACAUAAGGCGACUGCCACAUUGACUAACAGACUAGCAUUAUACUUUGACAUAUUUGCGUAAAAUAAAUGCUAACUGCACUUUUUUUUUUUUUUUUUGCUUUUAACCAAGAAUCGAGACUGUUUUGCAUCCAUAUCUAUAAAGAAUUCAGGGAUGUAAGUAUUUAUUCACAAGAAUUUUCAACGAAAAAGCCCUUUGUCUGUGAUAUCACUUGUUAAGCUUUUACGGCCACGCCAAGAACGCAGACCCCCUAUUAAUUGGUCCCGCGCUCCAUGUUUCCCCGUCACUAUCAUGAUGAAUUCUAUGGACUGAGGAGAGGGGCAGGGGCGUCAAAAAGAGAUGUGAUUAGGCAGUGUAGAGCAUACGCAAAUCAGGAAUGUGAGGUGAACGACCCAGUAUUAUUUGGAACACCCAGUAUUAUUUGGAACACCUGUAAGUGUGGAUAUUUUGACAUCCUAGUCUGUGCUGCCUGAUCACUAAUCCUGGCACGGAUAGUUUCACUGCUUGAGUGUGUUUCAUAGUUUAUUCAUAGUUGUCUUCAUUUGUGUGCGCAAAUGAAAAGAUUGUUCUUGCUCAGGCUUUUUGAAUGUAUUUUUUUCCAGAGUGGAUUUCAAAAUCUGUUGAAUCACGACAUGCUCCUGAACUCCAUUCAUGACAGAUGCAGUCAUUGUAAGUGUCUGAAUGUAAACAUAGCCGAAAACAUCGACUACUCCCAGCAGAACGGGUAUUGGCAACGCCUUGCCCUGCUUUAAGCUCUUACCUUACUUCUCAAUCACUGUAUUUAUUAAGGGCGCAACCAGUUAAGUUUGUUUAAACAUUGAACGGGUUCAACUGAAUUGAACUCAGUUUUAAGCUUGGUGAUUGCCCAGGAUUCAAUCACAUGCAAAGUCCACACUCAUCGGACUGAACGCAUGACCUCUGAACAAGACAGACGUUCAAACCAGUUGCCCACGAUCCUGAGAAACCACUGAUAAUUAGAAGCCAAAUGUUUGUAUUUGAGCUUGAAACUGAGUGUGUUUGAAAAGGUGAUUUAGAUUUCCCUCCUGAGAAUGAAAGCGCGGUAAGUACUGAACUUAGGGUAGCUGCUUUACAAUAGUGGUACUCAAGACUUUAACACCAUGUUCCACAAAAGCAAGUGGUAUGAAAAGGUAUCUGAAACCUGGAAUUCAUUUACAUUCAUUUACAUUUCUGCAUAAAAUCACCAUCAAAUGUGAUCUGAUCUUCUCACAGAUGUAAAAACAGUGCUUUAACUAAAACCACCCAAAAAUUUAUAGGUUUUCAUAUUUUAAUGAGGAUAGUAUGCAAACAAUGUCAGAAGGGGGAAAAAAUAUAAGUGAACCAUCACAUUUAAUAUUUUGUGCCCCCCACCCUUUGGCAGCAAUAACUUCAACCAGACACUUCCUGUAGCUGCACAUAAGUCUGCCACAUCG
Messenger RNA from Corythoichthys intestinalis (scribbled pipefish), 6084 nucleotides. It is a transcript of the gene dennd2c, whose product is annotated as DENN/MADD domain containing 2C. NCBI's taxonomy places the organism in Eukaryota, Metazoa, Chordata, Actinopteri, Syngnathiformes, Syngnathidae. The transcript is spliced from 19 exons. The record is from RefSeq and is a predicted model, not a curated record. The coding region runs from base 384 to 3062 and encodes 892 amino acids.